AUGGCUCUUGACAAGUGGCUGGCUUUGCUGUACCCAAGAGUGCAAGGACGAAGAAGAGAGAAAGAGUGUUGCAGUGUGUGUUUGAUGAGAAUGGAGGAAGAGGAUGUGAUCAAAUCCUUGCCUUGUUCCCAUGAGUUUCAUAGUCUCUGCGUUGAUACGUGGUUCGAUGUCAGCCGGAAGAUUUGUUGUCCUCUCUGCCGGUUUUCACCGGCUACCAUCCUCCUCACCGAUGAACUGUUCCUCUGGUUCUCUUCUUUUCAUUUCUGAUUGUAUUCCUGCUUUUCUGGGGAUCAAACAAAACACCCUUUUCUCCAUGUAAUGCCUCUGAACUCUCUUGUAGUACUAGUUUUUUUCUUUCAAGGGGGAACGUGUAAGAAUGUUUGAUCCCUUGCUGUAAAAAGAUACCAAACAAAGCUUCCACCAUAUGAUUCUCUUCUUUAUACAAACGCC
Messenger RNA from Eruca vesicaria subsp. sativa (arugula), 450 nucleotides. The record is from the annotation of a GenBank genome assembly. NCBI's taxonomy places the organism in Eukaryota, Viridiplantae, Streptophyta, Magnoliopsida, Brassicales, Brassicaceae.